AAUUUCGAGUUUUGACGCAAACGCAAAAGAAAAAAAGAACACACAAAGAGGUGGGUCCCGAAUUGUAAGAACCCCCUCUUCCUUUGUAGUGGCCAUAGUCUAAGUCACCCAAAAAAGACGUUCCUUUUCUCUGUCUCCAUUGGUUCUAGUCAGACAUUAACGUGGCUUAGUGAAACACCCAUUUUUCUCUCUCUCUCUCUAGAAACCCAGAAAGAAAAAAAAACUCUUGCUUCUAAGCUUUACCCACUUUCUUCUUCCCACUCACAUUAUUUGGAGAAAUUGCUUCGUUUCUUCUUAUAUACAAUUAUGGAGACGCAUAAGAAAGAAGAUCGCAACAAUCAAGAAUUGACAAAGGAGAUUGCUGCUGUUUUUCCUUGAAUUCUCUUCGAUCCCUAGUCCAUCUCUUCACACAGAUCUUUGGAAGUGUAAAAAUAGGAUGAAAGAUUGAAUUUUGAUCGGCUUUUAUUUUAAGUUAGCGAGCAAACAAUGGAAGGUGUAACUCCUGAUGUUCAGAGGGAUGAUCCUGAGCUUGAAGAUUCAGUGAACAUUGAUGAGAAUCUACCGAGGGAAAAUGGUUUAUUGAAGUCAGGGAACUUGUUGAGCCAGAAAAGACAGCAAUGCAGUUUAGUUUCAAACAGCGGAAAGUGGUUACAGAUUGUUAAAAACGGUCCCAAAGGUCCAUUUUCUCGUGCCACUAGUUUCUUCGAUAACAAGAUCCCACGGCAUUUGGUGUCAUUGGACGAAAAGUAUCUACGUCGAUGCCUCGACCUGAUUAAUAUCAGUGCGUUUAAGUCAGCCAGUUGCAGCCUUUCUAUGAAUCUUGUAGGAUCAACGAUGAGUUUUUCGUCAUAUCACUUCGAUGCACCUGUGAUCCCCAAAGAAAAUGUUGCUCGCCUUGUGUUUGAUCUUCCGUUGGUAGAUGAUGAAGGCAAUAUAGUGAUUAGCCCCGCAAUCACAGGUUGCAAGAGGGUUACACAUAUGCCUUUGUUACAGAAUCUCAAAGCAUUGGAUGGUGAAGAUAUGAAUAGCAAGACGAGACGAGACGAUAAUGGUGAAAACGGGUUUGUUUCAUGUGAUGUUGUGAGGAUGAUAGAGGAAAAAUACACUCCGGAUCCGCAGUUUCAGAGCUAUGAAUCUGGAAACAUGUCCAAAAAGACGGUCUCUUUAUCGAGCACAUACUCAAUGAGUCUUUCUUCUUCGUCAUCAUCUGAGCAAUCAUCUUCCUGUUGGUCUCCGUCUUCAUCAAUCUCUCAAGGGACACUUCAAUUCACUAUGAAAGACAACAAGACGCCUCAUUUUGUUUUCUCAUUGGAUGAUCAGAAAGAGACAUAUGUAGCUAGCUUAAGCACUAGCUUCGACCGUAGUUCUCUAGACUAUUCGUAUUUGAUCCAUUUGAAGAAAGGCCGCGGAUCUGAACCGCAGCAUCUGGUUGGUAAGCUAAAGGUAUCAACUUCGUUUUCUUUCUCGUCCACGAAUGGAAAAAUCGUAGAGAGACAUUUUGUUCUGUUCAGUAGUGGUGGGAAUCCGCAGUUAUCAAGCCACAACGAUAUCAGGAAAAGCAGAGGAUUGCCUAAGAAAGUCGUUGAUGCGCUCAAAGCUACCACACGCGCUUCAAGGCAAAGAAGUAUCUCAAGAUUCAGUAGAAGUAGCUCCGUAGCAGAUUUUUGUUCGUGGGAGCCAUUUCAAGAACCAGACCACGAUCUUGAACCCGUAAGUUUACUAGAUAACGACCUUCCACCAAAUCUUCAAACAUCAGCUGUUGUUGUAAGAGAACACUUUCCAGAGGAAGAAAAUGAGGAAGAAAAAGUUGGAGGAUGGGGCAUGAAGUUUCUCAAGAAAACGCCCUUGGCUCGUACCAAGCAUGCUUCUGAGAAUUCCAAGCACUCAACGAGCAUAGAUGUUGUGAUUCCUUCAGGGAUUCACGGAGGUCCGAGAAACAGAAACGGUGGUCCGUCGAGCUUGAUUCAGAGAUGGAAAUCUGGAGGAAGCUGUGAUUGCUCCGGAUGGGACUUGGGUUGUCCCUUAACCGUCUUUAAAGGCCAAGCUCGAGAAGACCAAAACGAAAGCCAAUGCAAUCUUUUUGAGCUCUUCACAGAGGGAUCGAAGCAGGGGAUUCCUGGACUGAGGGUUAUGAGUAUACGAGACGGUCUCUACUUCGUCCACUUUCAAGCAAAGAUAUCUGUUUUGCAAUCUUUUUCAAUCGCUUUGGGAUACAUUCAUAGCAAGACCCAGAGACUUCGGCCAUGGUCGUCAGGAAAGUGUAUAGAGAAGCUACACUAGCUAAACAGAGGAUUGCACAAAGUAAGAUGGGCAAAACUCAGCCUUCGUAGUUUUAGCAGGUUCUUGAGUCAAUAUUCUUAUUUUUUUCAGUUUAUUGGUUUUCUACUCGAUAUUUUUUUUAUAGAAAGCAAGUAAUAUCAAGGUCUUUACUGAAAUCAUAUGUAAGUUUGGUAUUGAGUUAUGUGGUUUUGUUUUUAAAGGGUGGUGUGAAAUGUAAAUUUUGACUUUCGAUUUUGAGAUAUCCUGGCUUUAUAUAGACUU
This is a messenger RNA of Eutrema salsugineum, 2541 nucleotides long. RefSeq lists its product as uncharacterized. The transcript has 3 exons. The record is from RefSeq and is a predicted model, not a curated record. The coding region runs from base 487 to 2280 and encodes 597 amino acids. Lineage: Eukaryota; Viridiplantae; Streptophyta; Magnoliopsida; Brassicales; Brassicaceae.